GGUCCCUCCAAUGACCAAUGAUAUCAUCGAAUCGAAAGCUGCUCUCUGGUUUGUAAACAUGGCGGCUUUGGGAAAGAGGAAGCGUUCGGGUGGUGUAUUCACCAACUCCCAAACUCAGAAUAGCCGUCCAAAUCUAUCAUCUAAUACACGGGAUGACACGCAAACGGACGGGGGUAGCGAUGAAAGAGGAUUUGUGGAAGGAUCGAUCGUUAGAAUCACUAUGAACAACUUCCUGAGUUAUAACCACUCUGAAGUGAUUCCCGGGCCGAACCUCAACAUGAUCGUGGGACCCAACGGAACGGGCAAGUCCAGCAUCGUCUGUGCCAUCUGCCUGGGCCUGGCUGGGAAGACUGCCGUCCUGGGCCGAGGGGACAAGGUUGGGCUCUACGUGAAACGCGGCUGCGCCAAAGGCUCCGUGGAGAUCGAGCUGUUCCGGAAGGGGAAUAACCUGGUGGUCCAGCGGGAGAUCUGUGUGGAGAAUAACCAGUCCAUGUGGACCCUCAAUGGCCGGCACGCCAGCCUGAAGGCCGUGGAGGAGGAGGUGAGGGCCCUGCACGUGCAGGUGGGGAACCUGUGCCAGUUCCUGCCCCAGGAGAAAGUUGGUGAGUUUGCCAAAAUGAGCAAGAUCGAGUUGCUGGAGGCCACAGAGAAAUCAAUUGGACCACCUGAGAUGUAUGAGUUCCACUGCAAGCUCAAGACCUUUCGAACCGAGGAGAAGAAAAUGGAGAACAUGUGUAAGGAGAAGGCCAGCCACCUGGAGAAGCUCUCGCAGAGGCACGACAGGAGCAAGCAGGACGUGGAGCGCUACUAUGAGAAGAAGAGACACCUGGACAUGAUCAAGAUGCUGGAGUCCAAGAGGCCGUGGGUGGAGUACGAGACUGCACGGGAGGAGCAUAUUGCGGUGAAGCUUGAACGGGAGGAGGCUAAGGACAAGCUGCGGUCGCUGAAGGACUCCCACGCCCCCGUCGUGCGCAGGCUCCAGGCCCUCGACAGCCAACUGCGCCCCAUCGAAGGCCACAUUAAGGAGAAGGGGCUGGCAAUCAGGGAGGCAUCACAGAAGUGCAAGGAGAAGCAGGACCAGCUGGACCUGAAGAGUAAGCAGAUAGAGGACCUGCAGCAGGCUGUGCGGCUGAAGCAGACUGAGGAAGCAGGCCGACAGAAGCGCAUCCUGCACACGCGUCACAUGAUCGAGGACCUGCAGACACAGCUGCGCAGCACAGAGCAGCAGGACGACCUCGCCCCACAGAUCGACUCCGUCAACGCAGAGCUGCGCAGGGUCCAGGAUCACAGGGUGCAGACGGACGGGGAGAUGACCGAUCUGCGCAGAGAAAAGAACUCCCACACCGGGGAACUGACGAUUUUACAGAAUAGGCUGAGGGGUCUGGAAAACGUGAUGAAGAGGAAGGAGGAUGCCCUGAACAGAAGGUUCCGCGACACGUACCACGCCCUGCAGUGGCUGCGGAACAACCGUCAGCGUUUCAAAGGCAACGUGUACGAGCCCAUGAUGUUGGUGGUUAACGUCAAAGACUCUCGGCACGCCAAGUACAUCGAGAACGUCAUCCCCCAGAACGACCUGAGAGCUUUCGUCUUUCAGAGGCAAGACGACAUGGAGGCGUUUAUGACUGAGGUGCGAGACCGCCAGAGGCUGCGUGUCAAUGCGGUGAUUGCCCCAGCAGUGUCCUGCGCCAACAGACCUCCCUCCCGACCAAUCGAGGACCUGCAGUACUUUGGUUUUUUCUCCUACCUGCGUGAGCUGUUUGACGCUCCAGAGGAGGUGAUGAGUUACCUGUGCCACCAGCACCGAGUCAACGACAUUCCCGUGGGAACGGAGAAAACCAAGGCCAUGAUCGAAACAGUCAUCAGAGAGUCUCAGUUGCGGAUCUUUUUCACAGCCGAGGAGAAGUACACGGUGAAGAAGUCCUCCUACAGCAAUAAGACCAUCUCCAGUAACUCCGCCCUCCGCCCCUCCCAGUUCCUCUCCAUGACGAUAGACAUGGACGAGAAAUGGCAGCUGGAGGACAAGAUGAGGGCCGCCGAGCGGAGCCUGGGGGAAAUGGACACUCGUCUGAAGGACCUGCAGGAUCGGCUCAGCCAGCUGGAGCGCCGGGACAACGAGCUCCGCGCUCAGAAGAAGCUCCUGUUAGACCAGAAGAGCCAGAAGAGGCAACUGGAGCAGAAAAUCAGCACCAAACAAGACAGUCUGCGGCAGAUGGAGGAAGGGGGUAUUGACCUCCAGAGAGUGGAGCAGGAGGCCAGGGUUAAGAUCCGUGCGGUGAACUCCGAGAAGGUGGCCAUCGUGGCAGAGUUCACACAGUACAUGAAGCUCAGGGCCAGGUUACAGGUGGAUAAGGUGUAUUACGCACUGGACAUUGUGCAGCUGACUGCAGAGAGGUCUAGGCUGGAGGCGGAGUCCAGAGAGUGUGCAUCCGAACUGAAGGCGUUGGAGAAAGCGGUUGCAGACCUGUCUCAGCAGAAGGCCCGGCUCCAGCAGGUGUGUGAGGGGUUGCUGAAGAAAGCCAAACACGUCUGCAACAUGGGCCCCAACGACAUGGCUGUGCCUGAGCACCUGCGCCCGGCGUUUGGUCAGCUCCCCAACACGCUGGAUGAGAUAGAUGCCCAGCUGAACGAGGAGCGGUCCCGAGCAGAGUGCUUCACCGGUCUCAGCGCCACGGUGGUGGAGGAGCACAACAAGAAGACACAGGAAAUCCAACAGCUAAAGCAGGACCUCGAGGAGAGGAAGAAGAGCCUGGACGACUACAGACUGAGCAUCUCUCAGGCGAAGGAGAAUUGGCUGAACCCACUGAAGCAGCUGAUCGAGCAGAUCAACAAGAAGUUCAGUGAUUUCUUCUGCUCCAUGCAGUGCGCUGGCGAGGUGGACCUGCAUUCCGAGAACGAGGAGGAGUAUGAUAAGUACGGGAUCCGUAUCCGGGUGAAGUUCCGCAGCAGCACGCAGCUCCAUGAGCUGACGGCGCAUCACCAGAGCGGGGGCGAGCGGAGCGUGUCCACCAUGCUGUACCUCAUGGCCCUGCAGGAGCUCAACCGCUGCCCCUUCCGCGUGGUGGACGAGAUCAACCAGGGUAUGGACCCAGUCAAUGAGAGGAGGGUGUUCGACAUCGUGGUCCGAGCCGCCUGCAAUGGAACCACCUCUCAGUACUUCUUCAUCACGCCCAAGGUGCUACAGAACCUGACGUAUGCAGAUGAGAUGACCGUACAUUGUGUCCACAACGGCUUGCAAAUGCUCCCGGCCAGCGAGUGGAAACUGAAGAGCUUCAUCCGCCGUUCCCAGCGCAAACUCAAACACGCGGCUAACCAAUGACACGCUCAGGGCUUGGGAACAAACACGUGGCUGACCAAUGGACUCCUCCCACCCAGCCACAUUUAAACCUGCAAAGAGUCAGUCUUUAGAAACUGCACAGUACAGAGAACAAAACAAUUGUUCUGCAGUUUGUUGGUUUCCAGGACUGCUUUGUUGCUAGUGUGUACAUUUCCUAUACAUUUAUAAAUAAGAGCUGCUUUACAACAGCAUACGUUUUAAGGGUCAGAUUUGGACCCCCAAGGUGUUCAGAAGGCUUGCUUAUACAACAUAUUCAUUCUACAGCUAUUUCUAUUUCUUCAGGGUCAUUUUCCAUUAAUCACUGGUCGCUUCUGACUGCCUGUAAGCAGGCUGUUUGUUCCGGUUUUUUUUUUACAAAAGAAUACGUUUGUGUAUUUUCAUAUUUGGGAAUUAAAGUUGUUUCUCACUUGUGCUCUGUGGAAA
Conger conger (European conger) is the source of this 3757-nucleotide messenger RNA. RefSeq names its product structural maintenance of chromosomes 5 (gene smc5). The transcript has 24 exons. Gene Ontology annotation, biological process: double-strand break repair via homologous recombination. Gene Ontology annotation, molecular function: ATP binding; ATP hydrolysis activity. Gene Ontology annotation, cellular component: Smc5-Smc6 complex. Bases 11 to 3316 code for a protein of 1101 amino acids. The record is from RefSeq and is a predicted model, not a curated record. NCBI's taxonomy places the organism in Eukaryota, Metazoa, Chordata, Actinopteri, Anguilliformes, Congridae.